Molecule: messenger RNA, 4231 nt
Organism: Trichechus manatus latirostris (Florida manatee)
Lineage: Eukaryota; Metazoa; Chordata; Mammalia; Sirenia; Trichechidae
Gene: SF1
Product: splicing factor 1
Exons: 14
Coding region: 752-2668 (638 amino acids)
Biological process (GO): regulation of mRNA splicing, via spliceosome
Cellular component (GO): nucleus
Molecular function (GO): zinc ion binding; mRNA binding
Source: RefSeq, a predicted model, not a curated record
ACCAUGGGAAUAGAGGACGACGUCACUCAGGACUUCCGCGGCGUACCUAGGGGUCCACCGCGAGCAUGGACGGAAAGGCGGCUUUGCCAUACCUACGCAUGCGCACUCCCUGCCCCUCCUUCCUGCCUUAAAUCUCGCUGGUGCCAGGGCUCUUCAGCCGCGACCUCUCGGUUCAUCCCGUCGAAACUGCUCCCUGGGGAGGAGAGUUGAAAAAGAAUCGAGCGAGCGACAGCCAAUCCCAAGACAUUACGACGCAACCAAGAUUGAUUGACUAAAUCCUCUCCAGCCAAUGAGAGAGCGCUACUCUCCCACGUCAUAGUUUGCCCCACCCUAUUCCCUCCUUUCUGGACCCCGACCUCAGUUCGCGCAGUAACAAAUGAAGUGUGCGCUGCGACACCUCCCAGCUCGCCAGGCUCAGCCGCCAUUUCCUCUCUCGGCCUAACGGUUCGGCCAAUCCCAGCACACAUCGAGAAAAGCUACAGACCAGCCAAUCGGAGGCCGCCGAUCCCGACCCCCGAGCCUUGGCCCGGUCCAAUCGAGGCCCCGGCCCCGCCGCCACCGGCCCGCCCCCGCGGUGCCGUCUCUCCUCCCUCUUUGUGCGUCUCCCGCCGCCGCCGCCGUCGUCCGCCGCGUGAGAGGACGGCUCCGCGGCAGCGCAGUCGGGCCCCCCUCCCCCGCCCCGGAAGAUUCGCGAAGGAGAAGCCGUCGCCACUAAGGAAAAGGAGUCGCCGGUGCCGGUCCCAGGGGCGCCAUGGCGACCGGAGCGAACGCCACGCCGCUGGACUUCCCAAAUAAGAAGCGGAAGAGGAGCCGCUGGAACCAGGACACAAUGGAACAGAAGACAGUGAUUCCAGGAAUGCCUACCGUUAUUCCUCCUGGACUUACUCGAGAACAAGAAAGAGCUUAUAUAGUGCAACUGCAGAUAGAAGACCUGACUCGUAAACUGCGCACAGGAGACCUGGGCAUCCCCCCUAACCCUGAGGACAGGUCCCCUUCCCCUGAGCCCAUCUACAAUAGCGAGGGGAAGCGGCUUAACACCCGCGAGUUCCGCACACGUAAAAAGCUCGAAGAGGAGCGGCAUAAUCUCAUCACGGAGAUGGUUGCGCUCAACCCUGAUUUCAAGCCACCUGCAGAUUACAAACCUCCGGCAACGCGUGUGAGUGACAAAGUAAUGAUUCCACAAGAUGAGUAUCCAGAAAUCAACUUUGUGGGGCUGCUUAUUGGGCCCAGAGGGAACACCCUGAAGAACAUAGAGAAAGAGUGCAACGCCAAAAUUAUGAUCCGAGGGAAAGGGUCUGUGAAAGAAGGGAAGGUUGGGCGCAAAGAUGGCCAGAUGUUGCCAGGGGAAGAUGAGCCGCUUCAUGCCCUGGUGACCGCCAACACCAUGGAGAAUGUUAAGAAGGCAGUAGAACAGAUAAGAAACAUCCUGAAGCAGGGUAUUGAGACCCCUGAGGACCAGAACGAUCUACGGAAGAUGCAGCUUCGGGAGUUGGCGCGAUUGAAUGGGACACUUCGGGAAGAUGACAACAGGAUCUUGAGGCCCUGGCAGAGCUCAGAGAGCCGCAGCAUUACCAAUACCACGGUGUGCACCAAGUGUGGAGGGGCCGGCCACAUUGCCUCAGACUGCAAAUUCCAGAGGCCUGGUGACCCACAGUCAGCUCAGGAUAAAGCACGUAUGGAUAAAGAGUAUUUGUCCCUCAUGGCUGAGCUGGGUGAAGCGCCUGUCCCAGCAUCUGUGGGCUCCACCUCUGGGCCUUCUGCCACACCCCUGGCCAGUGCACCUCGGCCUGCUGCUCCUGCCAGCAACCCACCUCCACCGUCUCUCAUGUCCACCACCCAGAGUCGCCCACCCUGGAUGAAUUCCGGCCCUUCAGAGAGUCGGCCCUACCAUGGCAUGCACGGAGGUGGUCCUGGUGGACCAGGAGGUGGCCCCCACAGCUUCCCACACCCAUUACCCAGCCUGACAGGUGGGCAUGGUGGACAUCCCAUGCAGCACAACCCUAAUGGACCCCCACCCCCUUGGAUGCAGCCGCCACCACCACCGAUGAGUCAGGGCCCCCACCCACCUGGGCACCAUGGCCCUCCUCCAAUGGAUCAGUACCUGGGAAGUACGCCUGUGGGCUCUGGGGUCUAUCGCCUGCAUCAAGGAAAAGGUAUGAUGCCACCGCCGCCUAUGGGCAUGAUGCCGCCGCCGCCGCCGCCUCCCAGUGGGCAGCCGCCGCCCCCUCCCUCUGGUCCUCUUCCCCCAUGGCAACAGCAGCAGCAGCAGCCUCCGCCACCUCCUCCGCCCAGCAGCAGUAUGGCUUCCAGCACCCCCUUGCCAUGGCAGCAAAAUACGACGACUACCACCACGAGCGCUGGCACAGGGUCCAUCCCGCCAUGGCAACAGCAGCAGGCGGCUGCCGCAGCUUCUCCAGGAGCCCCUCAGAUGCAAGGCAACCCCACUAUGGUGCCCCUGCCCCCCGGGGUCCAGCCGCCUCUGCCGCCCGGUGCCCCUCCCCCUCCGCCGCCUCCGCCACCUGGUUCCGCCGGCAUGAUGAUCCCUCCCCGCGGCGGCGAUGGCCCGAGCCAUGAGAGUGAGGACUUUCCGCGCCCAUUGGUGACCCUUCCAGGCAGACAGCCUCAGCAGCGCCCCUGGUGGACAGGAUGGUUCGGCAAAGCAGCCUGAGUAGUUUUUGUGGACGGAAUCGGAACACGCUGGCUCCAUGUCGUGAAAUUUUUAUUAAUUUUUUUCUUUUUCUUUUGUUGUUUCCUCAUCUCUUCCUUUCUUCAGACUCCGUCCAAGGAGAUGCUCUCCCCGGUCUUCUGCUGCAAUUAGAUUCCUUUCCCUCCUUUCCAGUCCUCAGUUCUGCCCUUGCCAAGGAGAGGGGAGCAAAUGGUUUUAGGCACAGGCUCUGGCUGUUAGUGUCCACCUAGCAGUGACGGGGCUCUUUUGGUUCGCAGUUUUUCAGGGUGCCAGUGCCACCCCAUAGAUGUUUUGAUGAGUUUGGGGUUUUUAAUCUUUGCCACCCUGGUACAGGGUCUUGUGAAGUGCAGAAGGGGGCUAUUCUCCAAGGUUCCGGGGUCCACAUUUAUUCCGGCACCCCUGCCAGCAAUAGGUAGGGCAGCCACCUCAGGCUUGCCUGCCAGCCACCCCAGCAUUCUCUCCUGCCUCCCUGACCACUGCGGCCUCAGGUUCCAUUUAUUUCUCUCUUUCCUGGAAGGGUUCCCUUUAAAUUUUAUUUUUAUCCUAAACAUCUGAAUGUUUUGCAGUGUCUAAGGGUUUGAGCCCCUUAUUCUUCAUUCUACUUCCUUUCUUCCCCUUCCCUCUUCACAGAGUGAUUAUGUUGACAAAUAAUGUAUAAUUGCGCGUUCUCUUCACUGGUUUAUCUGCAGAAAUUUCUCUGGGCUUUUUUUCAGUGUAUGAUUUAACACUGCCUUAAAGGGGGAUAUUCCAUUGAAUAAAAGAGCAGUGUGGUUUUCUGGGUCUGAUUUUUUUUUUCUUUUUCUUUUUCUCUUGAACCCCUUCCACCACCAGCAGCAGCCCGUUACCUUAGCUCAUGUUGAGCACCUGGCCCCAUCCUCUCUCCUCCCUGGGGAGGGGGCUGUGGGACAGUCAUUAAGGAAGCCUGCCACCUGCCUCCCUGUGUUGUGGCCGCGGUGGUGGAAGCUGAGUGUGUGGGCAGCUCCACCGUCUCCCCCUUGUUCACUAGUUGAUAUAGCUGAGGACCAGGUUAACCCCUCCCUGGUCACCCCGUACUACCGCCUGGUGUCCGUCCUUUUGAAAGCCUUCCCCUGGCCCUGGACCUCCACUUUUGAUGAGCUCCAGUUGUGAUUUGUGCCUGGAAGCUGCCGCUUACUGAGGCCCUGGGCCUGGGGAGCCUCGACACUAAAGGUCAGGGCAACUAAUCCUGCCCGUCGGCACAGAGCAACUAAAAUUAAAACCGCCAAGUGGCUUUUUCUUUCUCUGCUGGUGACUUGCCGCCUGCCAAUGCUGCAGGCUUGGGGGAGUGGUAGGGCAAGAUAAAGUACCCCACCUUGUGCUUCGUAAGCACUUCUUUGCAAAGGGCCUUAGGCUGUUUUGUUCAUUCAUGUCUGGGCCAGUGGACAGUACCCGUUGUGGCACCAGAAAAAUCCACUCCACGCAGUGGUGAGGUGUUGCCCAGCUCUGGCUAUUGUUGCUGGGUGGUAUGGCCUCUGGGGAGAGAGCUGUCUUAGCAACCCUUCUUCCCCCGCUGCCUUUACUUCCUUC